Messenger RNA from Rotaria sp. Silwood1, 1845 nucleotides. Lineage: Eukaryota; Metazoa; Rotifera; Eurotatoria; Philodinida; Philodinidae. The record is from the annotation of a GenBank genome assembly.
AUGGAACAACAGUUAUCAAACCGUGACAAUGAUAUCAACAAUAUUGUUGCUUUAUGUUUAAAACUAAAAAACAAACCAGGCGUUUUUUCGGAAUUUGUUAUGAUAGGUUCAGGAUUCAAAUAUAUAGGCCAAGGAGACACGGCUCGUUGUGACGAUUGUGGUCUUGAGGUAUCUAAUUGGACAUCUGAUAUGCAGCCAUAUAUUGUUCACUCCACUAAAAGUCCUGAUUGUUCAUUUAUUCGUUCUUUAAAGUCAUCAAAUUCACUUAUACGCUCUUCAUGUUCUUCUUCUUUCUCAAGUCCUGCCUACACUUGUUCUUCGCCAUCAACAGCUACUGUUAAAAGUGCAUCGAUAUCAAAUGAACCAGAAUAUCCAUCGAAACGUCAGAAGAUUGAAACAACUCAUGCAAACUUUUAUUCAAAUAGUCUCUUUGAAAGUGAAAAACUUCAACAGAUACGAAAGCGAACUUUUUCACAUUGGCCACAUCGUACUAUGCCAUCUCAAGCACAAAUGAUUGAAGCAGGAUUCUUCAAUUGUAACGUCGGUGAUCGAGUAAUAUGCAUUUAUUGUAAUUUGAUUUGCCAGCAAUGGACACCACAUACUGAUGAUGCAUGUGAAGUUCAUAAAACUCUUUCUCCCAAUUGUAUAUAUGUUAAAGCUAAAUUAAUCCGACCGGAAGCAAGAUCGAUAUUAAUCGUUAAUGAAACCGCAGUAGGAGCAGCUUCAGGAAGUCAUUCAUCAACUUCAAACAAUCCUGAUCUAUUCCGUUGCAAUGAAUUUGUUCCUACAGCUGCAUGUCAUGCUGCAUAUACAGAAUUACCCAGAAGGACUGCAUCAUUUGCGACAUGGCCAAGUGAAAAUUUACCUUCUGUCGAAGAUCUUGUGCGAGCCGGAUUCUUUUAUACUGGUACAAAAAGUAUUGUCACUUGUUUUUAUUGCAAUGGAUCUUUACAGAAUUGGGGACAAAAUGACAAUCCUAUGAUAGAACAUGCUCGAUGGUUUCCACAUUGUGCUUAUGCCAAACAAUUAUGUGGUGUUGAUCUUUAUAGGAAAAUUCAAGAAUCUAAACGAGCUCAACAAGAACGCGCCAGAGGGAACGAAUCAAAAGAGAAAGUAAGCACCAUUGGUAUGAGUGGUAAUAAUACAAAUUCAAAUAGUCGACAAUUAUUAAUACCUGAUGAAAGUACUUUAUCACGUCUUGUUGCUGCUCGACUUGAUCUACCAAAUUCACAAAGUUUAUUAAGUAAAAAUUUUAAAUUAUCUAUUAUUAAACGUUGUUGGGAAGAUCAACUUCGAUUAAAACAAGAUGAUUUCGUAAGUGAUGCCGAUUUGCAUAUGGCUUGUAUAAUUCUUCAAAAGCAAAUUGAGUACAUUGAUGGUAAAAAAGAAAAUAUCAUUAUACCAACUAUAAAAAUGAAAAAAAUUCGAGAAGAUUCUGAAAGAGAAAUAGCAGAAACUCUCACUCGUCAACAACCUGCUCUGAUACGAACUGGUUCUGCUCCUACUCAAUCGAUGCCUAUUGCUACAUCCAAUUAUACUGAUGUAGAAAUGACAACAUCAUCACAAUCAGCAACAAAUGAAUCAGUAUCUUCAUCACAAGAAACAUCAACUGUCAAGCAAGAAGAAACAAAGGUACCAAAACCAACUACUUCUGUUACAAGCGAACAAAAUCAAACAAGUGAUUCAUCGCCAGCUAACCCAUGCGUAUUAUGUUUAACAGAAGAAAAACGACUCGCCUGUAUACCUUGCGGCCAUUUAGCAACAUGUGUUCCAUGUGGACACUCAUUACGAUCCUGUCCAAUUUGUCGUCGAGAAAUUGAAGCAUUUGUUAGAAUUUACAUUUAA